Momordica charantia (bitter melon) is the source of this 1001-nucleotide messenger RNA. Lineage: Eukaryota; Viridiplantae; Streptophyta; Magnoliopsida; Cucurbitales; Cucurbitaceae. The record is from RefSeq and is a predicted model, not a curated record.
AGGACCUCUAGCUUUGUAAACACGAGCAACCUUCGCACUUAUCAUUUGGUAUCAGAGCAUUGGUCGACAUCCUUUGGCCGGCUCUAGAGGGAGUACCGCAAGAUCCUACUAUGGCUAUUCUUCAAUCAAUUCAAGGUAUGGUGGAAAUGAUGAGGGAAGAUAGGCAGGAAAGAAGGGUGCAACAACGAAGAGAAGAACGAGUCUUACAGGAAGAUGAAGGUAUGUUUGACUUCGAUGUCCAAGAAAGACAAGUUGGAGGAAGAGGAAGGAAUAACUUUGCCAACAUUAUGCAACCGAGGAGAUUGGAAAGAGUUCAUGAAAAUAGAGAUGGCAGAGUUAAACUCAAAAUUCCAGCGUUUCGUGGAACAGCGGACCCCGAGGCUUACUUACAAUGGGAAAGGAAGAUAGAGCACGUGUUUGAUAGCUAUACAUAUAGUGAGAAUAAGAAGAUGAGACUUGUCAUUGCCGAAUUCAUUAAUCAUGCUAAUGCAUGGUAUCAACAUCUCAAAUCCGAGAAAAGAAGGAAAGAGGAGUUUCCAAUAGAAACUUGGGAAGAACUCAAAGAAGCCAUGAGAAAGAGGUAUGCUCCCAAACAUUAUAAAAAUGAUUUGAAAACUAAACUGCAWGCUUUGAGGCAGGGAACAAAAAGUGUUGAUGAGUAUUAUCAAGAGAUGGUGAUUUUAAUGGAAAAAGCACACAUUCGAGAAGAAGAGGAAGAAACCAUGUCUAGAUUCCUUGGAGGUGCACCAUCAAUAAAUGACGAAGAAGAUUGUGAAGUCACCGUGCGUGCUAACUUUUGGAAUGAUCCAAUAGUAGAAUUUCUCCAAGGUGUACAAGCAGAAAUCAAAAAUGAAAGACAUAAAUUAAGAAGACAGGGGUAUUACUUGCCACUGUCGAAAUGCUUAACCACCAAUGAAGCAGAGUAUGGAUCUGCGAAGUACAUGAAGGAAUUUGUGGAAGUUAUAGUUGAAGGGAUCGGAUCUCGUAGCGGAAGCGCGUGA